AUGGCCCAGAGGUUGGCAGCUCGAGGCAUUGCCGACGCGGACGCCCUGUCCCCCCGAGACGCCAACGCUCAACGGAUGCCUAGGGCCCCAGAGAUCAAGGCCAAGGCGGCCGCCACCCAGGCAAAGCCUCACAAGAACAAGGAGCACCCUCCGCCGCCACCUCCCCAGGUUCCCGAACCGAGCAGCGCCGAUCGCCCCGAUGGAGCUCUGUACAAUGUCGGCAAGGUGCUUGGAAAGGGUGGCUUCGCCAUCUGCUACGAGGGCCAGCACCAGGCCACCAAGCAAAAGUACGCUCUCAAGAUCGUCAAGAGCCACAUGGUCCCCAAAAUGGAAUCCAAGUUCCAAACCGAGCUCCAGAUCCACUCCAAGAUGAAGCACAAGAACAUUGUCCAGUUCUUCCGCUCCUUCUCCUUUGACAGAUGCACCUAUCUCAUUCUCGAACUCUGUCCCAAUGGGUCGCUGAUGGACAUGGUCAAGCGUCGCAAGGGCCUGUCGGAAGGCGAGGUGCGCUUCUACGCCGUCCAGAUCGCCGGCGCCAUCAAGUACAUGCAUGCAAAGGGCAUCAUCCACCGCGACCUGAAGAUGGGGAACAUCUUCCUCGAUUCUCAGAUGAAUGCCAAAAUUGGCGACUUUGGUCUGGCUGCCCUGUUGGUCACCGGCAAGGAUAUGCAGACGAUAAGACGUACCACCCUUUGCGGUACUCCCAACUACAUUGCCCCAGAGAUCCUCGAGAAGGGCAAGUCAGGCCACGACCAGAGUGUCGACUUGUGGAGUCUCGGCGUCAUCGUCUUCGCCAUGUUGACCUCGAAACCCCCGUUCCAAUCUGCCACCACCGACGAGAUCUACCGACGAGCCAGGGAACGCGACUACGAGUGGCCCGACGCUGAGACGAGCCUCAGGCUCAUCAGCGAGGAGGCCAAGGACCUGGUGGCCAUCAUGCUGCAGGACCCCGACCAGCGACCAGGCCCGGACCAGAUCGUGCAGCACGGCUUCUUCACCUCGGGAUACAUGCCUGCCGAAUCCGAAAUGAGCCCCAAGCUCCGCGAGGUGCCGCCCGAGAAGCACGAGUUCUACCUCAACUGGCUCGACAGCACGACGCAGGCCAUGUCCAACAAGAACCUGAGGAGGAUGUGCCGCGAGUGCUGUGUGGGACCGUACAGCCAGGAGCAGGUGGUCCACGCGCAAGUUUGGAAGGAGAUGGCAGCUGAGGAGAAGGCCGGCAUGACUCCCGUCAUCCCCCUCUCCGAAGGUAUAGUGUACCGACCCUUUGACGAAUGGGCGCAGGAGAACCUGAAGCCAAAGAUCCGGUACGUCGCACCGCCCUCCGCCAUCGCCAGCGAGGAAAUCGGCGAGGCCGGAGAGGGGGCUCAGAAGGCCCCCGUCGGAUUGCUGAGGCAGCCUCCCCAGAGCUUCGCCGCUCAGCAGAGGGCACAGGGCCGACCUGCGGCUGUUGCCUCGUCCUCGUCGAGAUCGAGGGCCAUGCCUGUGGAUCCCGCUCUGUCAGCAUCGCAGAGCUCACGGACGACGAGGACGCGAAAAGAGCUCCCUCGUGAGCCAUCGGCCAGGGAACUCCCGAUCAGGACUUCACGUGAAGCAAAGCAGGCCGAGGUGAGGCAGCAGCAGCCUGAGGUCCACGUCAGCAUAGCCGAGCCGGCGAGGCGCCCAGCCGAAAAGACCACUUCCUCCGCAUCCACAGCAUCCACGUCGGCAUCGGCCAGCUCGCACAGGAGGCAGAAGUCGGACCCUAGCCGCCCGGCGUCGCUGUUUGGCUCCUCUGAGCAGGUCGACACCAUCUCCAACACGCAGCCGGACGUCGUUCUCGAGCGCCUGCAGCGCCUCCAGACCGAGCUGGAAAGGGCUCUCAACUCCCGCAGCAUGGCUAUCAUCUCUUCCAAGACUUCGGCGCCCCCUCACCCCCACGUCGUCGUCAAGUGGGUGGACUACACCAACAAGUUUGGCCUGGGAUACAUCCUGAACGACGGAAGCGUCGGCUGCGUCCUCCGAAGCAUCACCACUACGGAGGGGAGCAAGACGGCUACCCUGCCGCCGGCCGGAGUCUUCGUCCGUGGCGGGGAGCGCCACGUUCUGCGCCGACAGGACAGGAGCUACGCGGACAGGAACCAGCCGGUGCCGAUGAAGGAGCCGAUCAAGUUUUUCGAGGACCGGGGAGAAUCCGGCCUCUCGCAAGUGCUGGUCUCGCCCGAGCAGUUCCGUGUGACCGUCAACGAGGACAACACUGCCGGCAAGAUGAACCCCGGAAAGGACGUCUACCAGCACCGCAAGCGCGAGAGGAUCAUCCUCUGGAAGAAGUUUGCCAACUACAUGGUGGCCAACGGACGGGACGAGGCAGUGCCGGUCGAGGAGACCGACACGGCCUCGGCCAUAUCCCCGGGCCAGAAGGGUACGCCUUCGGAGCUGGUGACGUUCUACCAGCGAUUCGGCGAUGUUGGAUGCUGGGCAUACUGCGAUGGACAUCUGCAGGUCCAGUUCAACUUUCCCGAUCAUACCAAGAUUGUCCUGGACGCGACGGGAACGUGGUGCCACUUCUGGCACCUCCCCAAGGCGGCGGCGGAGAAGCUGGCCAAGGAGGGCACGAUUGAAGGAUCGGCGCUGGACGAGCGCGCGAUGCUCUCGUACCCGCUGCAGACGCUGCUCAACUUCCACAGUAAACCGACGAUAUCGCGUUCGACACGGACGUCGACGACGCGCAAGAGGCCCGAGAUAGACCCGGAGCUGCAGGGGAUCCCGACGGCCAACGACUUCCGCAACAAGAUAUACUUCAUCAAGAGCGUGGUCAAGGAGUGGGUGGCCAACGGGGGUCUGGGCAACAGCUCGAUGAGCAGGGAGUCACGUCUACGCUGGACAGGCUACCGCGAGCUGGUGAAUGCGCAGGUACCCCAGAAGCACGUGUGGGUGACGGUGGGGGCGCGGUGGGGAGAUGAGCGCAUCACCACGCUGGUUGACCCCAGGAGGCCGAGUGAUCUGGGUGAAGACUUGGACAAGUCUGGGAAGUGA
Molecule: messenger RNA, 3015 nt
Organism: Geosmithia morbida
Lineage: Eukaryota; Fungi; Ascomycota; Sordariomycetes; Hypocreales; Bionectriaceae
Product: POLO box duplicated region
Exons: 4
Coding region: 1-3015 (1004 amino acids)
Biological process (GO): regulation of cytokinesis; mitotic cell cycle; protein phosphorylation
Cellular component (GO): cytoplasm; spindle pole body; centrosome
Molecular function (GO): ATP binding; protein kinase activity; protein binding
Source: RefSeq, a predicted model, not a curated record